AUGUUCCGUACGCCAUGCAACACAGACCGGCGGCCUGAGCUUCUGGGAUCUGCCAAGUUGUACAAUAUCCAGGUUGUCGACAGUAUUCGGAUAGGCUUCUUUGGACUGGCCGGAACUGACUGGCCGUCAAACUGCGAGUGUCUACCACCAUCUCAUAUCGCGGAUCCGGUGGAGGUUGCCCAAAGUGUCGCGCGUUUCCUGAGGAACGACAAAGGGUGCGAUGUUGUUAUAGCUCUCACGCAUAUGCGUCUGAAAGAAGACUUGAAAGUAGCCCAUGCUACGGCUACGGGGGAUGCGAAGGUGGAUUUGCUCCUGGGUGGUCAUGACCAUGAAGUUGUCCGGCGAUUCGAUGCAGAUACAGAAGCGGAUUCGGAAGUGAUCCAACAAGGAUGCAAGAAUGCUGAUCUAAUCCAUGACGGGGAGGUUAGGGACGUUGAGGGUAAGAUACGCAUCAUCAAAAGUGGAACAGAUUGGAAGGGGCUGUCCUUGAUUCGACUGUGCGUUGAGAGGGACCCAGCGGGCACAGCUUUCCUAUCGACUGUGAAGUUAAAACAAUAUACCGACGUCAUAUUACAACGAGCGGCCUGCAUGACUUCCGAUUCUGCAAAGUUCUCCCAAAUGCUGAGCUCCAUCCAUGACCGCGUCGGCAGUCUCGUCCAACGACCAAUGCUGCAUACAGCCGUCUCCUUGGAUGGGCGCAACUCUCCCCUACGGAGCCAAGAGACUAAUCUCGGAAACAUGUUAGCUGAUGCUGUCAGGGCAUUCUACAAUACUGAAAUCGCUUUCUUCAACAGUGGAUCCGUUCGAUGUGACUCCAUUAUUGGUCCCACGGUUUCCAGCGGAGUGCCAAUUUUAGUGAGAGACAUAAUCAAUAUAUGUCCUUUUGGAAACAGCUUGGUUGUAAAGAAGAUCAGCGGAAAUGUGAUCUUACAGGCUUUGGAAAACUCCGUGUCGGAUUCUCAUACAGACGGGAGAUUUCUUCAAAUCUCGGGCCUGCGAAUUACCGCAAGUUGGGGAAGAAGCGAAGGGAACCGAAUUUUGAAAGCGACUUUCAUUCCACGCCAUGGUCAGCCUGAAGAUAUCAAACAUGAUCGCCUAUAUAUCACGGCUAUUCCAUCGUUCAUCGCCUCUGGUUUCGAUGGGUACACCUGGUUCCCAGACCAGCAAACAGUCAUCGACGGCGAGGCUGCAGUCACGGACACUGCCCUGAUGCUGGGUAUAUUUGGUGAUGAGGUCUCCUCGGGCGAUCCAAUCCACAAUAGACAUGAGAUGGGAAUUGAGAGGGCGAGAAGAUGUAUUGUUGUAGAGCACAGUGAUAUCGACGGACUACCAAUUGUGGCACCUAUUACUGAUGGUCGAAUCACGUUUAUUGAAUAG
This is a messenger RNA of Aspergillus terreus NIH2624, 1377 nucleotides long. Its product is annotated as bifunctional metallophosphatase/5'-nucleotidase. Gene Ontology annotation, molecular function: hydrolase activity. Lineage: Eukaryota; Fungi; Ascomycota; Eurotiomycetes; Eurotiales; Aspergillaceae. The record is from RefSeq and is a predicted model, not a curated record. The transcript is spliced from 4 exons. Bases 1 to 1377 code for a protein of 458 amino acids. Gene Ontology annotation, biological process: nucleotide catabolic process.